Fusarium mangiferae is the source of this 1563-nucleotide messenger RNA. RefSeq lists its product as uncharacterized. Gene Ontology annotation, molecular function: iron ion binding; heme binding; oxidoreductase activity, acting on paired donors, with incorporation or reduction of molecular oxygen. NCBI's taxonomy places the organism in Eukaryota, Fungi, Ascomycota, Sordariomycetes, Hypocreales, Nectriaceae. The coding region runs from base 1 to 1563 and encodes 520 amino acids. The record is from RefSeq and is a predicted model, not a curated record. The transcript has 3 exons.
AUGAACCGCUUGUCCCAUCUCGUUUCGGACUUCUCUCGGGUGGCCCUUCUCGCCGCGCUCUCACUAUCGUUAUGCCUACUUUAUCUGUCAAUCAAAGUCAGUCACCGCAUCUUCAGCUCAUAUCAGCGUCUAAUCAACAGCGUUGCAGAUCAUCGGUCGUUUACUCUUCAGUCCACUUCGACAUGUCCCCGGACCAUCCUCUACCAAGCUCACUGGAGCGACAGUUUGGUUGAGUACCAUACAAGGCCGUCGCGUUUACUCCGAAUACAGAAGCUAGAGGAGUUACAUAAGAAGUACGGUCCUGUGGUACGAGUUGGUCCGAAUGAGGUAUCAAUCAGUGACUGGCGACACUUGCGCACCAUCUACCUAAACACCAAGGGAAUGAUCAAAAGCCCAGACUUCUACGAAGCUGCUACCUUUGUGGGUAAAGACAAUAUUUUCCAAAUGAUAAACGUCCAACAACAUGCUGCGCGAAGAAAGAUGAGUAGUCCCCCAUACUCACUGCAGUCUGUUGCGCUGCUAGACCCCUUGAUCAAAGGAAAUGCCCAACGUCUUGCCCGACGGCUCAAAAGCGGUACAUCAUCUCCUGUCGAUGCCUAUAGCAUGUGCGGUCUCUUCAGCCUCGAGGUAAUCUGCCAAGCUGGCUUCGCAAAAGACUUUUCCAACGACACCAAUGGCGCAGCUGCUCUCAAGCUCCUCCAAGCAAUGGAUGGAAGCGCACUCACCCUGUUAUUUGACGGCGCUCUUCCUCUCGUAGCCAGAUUUGGCAUUGGUAGCAAAUUGCCCGGCGUGAUUGGCGACUCAUAUCGUAAACAUGAGUACUGGCGGGAGAAGUCUUAUGAGAUGGUGGAUCAUUUUCUUGAGAAAAGUGCCGAUGAUGAGAAGUAUCUGCUUACGCCGCUGGCUACUGGAAUUGAUGGAUACCUGGGGCGCAAACUUACUCAUGAGGAGCUUGUUGAGGAAGCUAUGGGUUACAUGUUUGCUGGCUCAGGUACAACAUCAUCGACAUUGACAUAUCUGCUGUACGAGCUCUCAAAGCCGGAGAACGCCGCUAUCCAGGAGCAAUUGCGCGCAGAAGUGCUGGCAAUACCUGGCGAUGAUAUUGUGGCCAUCAGAAACAACGCGUACAUCAACGCAGUCAUCAAGGAAACCUUCCGCGCUCAUCCAACAAUCAUCUCGACCAUCCCCCGACUACUCACCGAGCCCUUGACUCUCGGUCAGUACACUCUACCAUCUGGCACAGUCAUCGGAAUGCAGAAUUGGCUCCACCACCACGAUGCCUCCGUCUUCCCGGAGCCAGAGAAAUUCAUCCCUGACCGAUGGCUUAACGAAACUUCCGAGAUGAAAUCCGCUCUUACACCGUUUAGUCUUGGUAAGAGAAAUUGUAUCGGGCAGAAUCUAGCGUGGCAAGAGCUUUAUUGGGCUGUAAGCGAGGUCAUGCGCUCCGGUUCAAGGUUUAGAGUUGCGGAUGAAAUGAAAGAUUGGGAGAUGGAGAUGGAGGAUCGGUUCAACAUCGCCCCGCGGGGGCGAAGGCUCAUGCUUACUGUUUCCCCAGUCGAUUAG